AGGAGGAGGAGGAGGAGGCCGGCGGAGGAGAUGGCCACCACCCAGGCCCCGCGCGGCGCCGAGCCUGGGGAGGCCGAGCGGCUCUCGGAGGGCGACGAGGAUGGAGGGACCGCCGGGCUCCUCAGCGGCUGCGUGCCCCUCUCCCACCAGGUGGCCGGGCACAUGUAUGGCAAGGACAAGGGCGGAAUAUUGCAGCAUCCAGAUGGCACAGUCCUCAAACAAUUGCAGCCUCCACCGCGAGGGCCCAGAGAACUAGAAUUUUAUAAUAAGGUGUAUGCUCCUACCUGUGGAGAUUCUGUGUUUCUAGAACUCCGAAAAUUUUUGCCAAAAUAUUAUGGAACCUGGUCACCACCUACUGCACCCAAUGGUACUAAUGCUAAACACCUGUACCUGAAACUGGAAGAUGUGACACACAGGUUUAAAAAGCCAUGUAUAAUGGAUGUAAAAAUAGGUCAGAAAAGCUAUGAUCCAUAUGCCUCAGCUGAGAAGAUUAAGCAACAGGUCAGCAAGUAUCCAUUAAUGGAAGAGAUUGGGUUCUUGGUGCUUGGCAUGAGGGUGUACCACGUCCAUUCUGACAGCUACGAGACACAGAACCAGCAUUACGGAAGAGGCUUAACAAAAGAGACAAUAAAAGAUGGUGUGGCUCGUUUUUUCUUUAAUGGAUAUGUCCUGAGAAAAGAUGCGAUAGCUGCCAGUAUUCAGAAGAUUAGAGAAAUCUUGCAGUGGUUUGAGAGCCAGAAGCAGCUUAAUUUUUAUGCAAGUUCCUUACUAUUUGUCUAUGAUGGCUUGUCUUCAGUGACAACUACAUGGCUAAGUACUGGCACUCUGGUCGAAAAGAGAAGAGCCUCCAAUGGGCAAGUCCCAAGCGGUGACACACUGGAAUAUAACAACAACAUCCAUGUAAUCAAGAAUACAGAAAAUGGAAAGGUGGAGACCACUGUGGGCAAAGGCUUCUCUAAAAUGUAUGCACUUCGGAAAAGGCACCAGAGUCAAAUUUCGCUAAAAGUUGAAACUUUGGAACCAGACAAUACAUGGAAGAGCAGUGCUUGCUUUUCACAGAAACAUCUGAAUGGAAAUGUUAUACCUCAGCUGGAAAAGGUUUUCUGCCACAUGCCCACUACGCUGCCAGAAAGUGCAGAAGUUGAAAUCAGGAUGAUAGAUUUUGCGCACGUUUUCCCCAGCAGUGCACGAGAUGAGGGCUACAUUCAUGGUCUGAAGAACUUAAUUACCGUCCUUCAAAAUAUUUUGGAUACCUAAAGUUUUUUUUUUGCAAGUAUUUCUAUUGGGGCCAAUUACAGUGAAAAGCAACAACAUUUCUGCACUUGUGAUCCUGUUAUAUGUUGGUUUGUAUUGUACUACAUUUUACGUGUCUUUGUAUUUUUGGUAGAAUGAUCAAGUAUUUUAUAAUCUUACUCAGGAAAACUAUUCUGUAGUUUAGUAAAAAUCAAAGAGAAAAGCUAAUGAGAUUAACUGGCAGUUGUAGGGAUUUACACUCAGUAACUAAAGCUUACCUGAAAUUGGGGGAAUUUGUCAGGUAAAAUCAUUGGGCUUUCUUAAAUGUUUUCCCUUAAUCAGAGUCCGUUCAUGCAGCCAGAACACUGAGCCAUAUUUCUAAUGGGUUGUUGGAAGAAUAUUAGGGUAUUAUCCUUGAGUGUUUACUACAUCUUUAAAACUGGAGUUAAUUAUGUUUCUGAGGGAUAAGUCCUUAAAAUCUAUAUUUCAAUUGAACCAGCCUUAAAAAACAAAGAACAAAAAACAAGAUGCAGCCAUACUGCUACAUUGUUAAUAUUGAUUAGAGAUGUUCAUUUUCCAUGACUAAAUUUAAAGUAUAUUCUUGCAGUAAAAUAAGUUGGUGCUAUUUAUUUUUUCCUCAAAAAUGGUAAAAUAGGUAUUGGUUCUGCAGUUUUGAAAGGUUUGUGUCCCUGAGGUCCUCUUCAGUCUAUAAUAUUAAGCUGUAGGCAGCUUUCAACGCUGUUAAGAAGCAGUAAAAGUAGAUACACAAAUGAGUUCAGAGAAUCUAAAGUGGUGGUUCUCAACCUGUGGGUCCCCAGAUGUUUUGGCCUUCAACUCCCAGAAAUCCUCACAGCUGGUAAACUGGCUGGGAUUUCUGGGAGUUGUAGGCCAAAACACCUGAGGACCCACAGGUUGAGAACCACUGAUGUAAAGCCAUUUAUUAAAGUAAGAUAGCACUUUCACCACUUUUGGUGUGUUGUUGUGUAGGGUUGAAUCCAGACUUGUCUCUCCAAACAUGGAAAUAGUCCCUCUGUUUCGGAGAGCGCCAAGAUCCAGCAGAUGUUUCCCACUAGAACAGUGGUUCUCAACCUGUGGUCCCCAGAUGUUUUGGCCUUCAACUCCCAGAAAUCCUAACAGCUGGUAAACUGGCUGGGAUUUCUGGGAGUUGUAGGCCAAAACUCCUGGGGACCCACAGGUUGAGAACCUCUGCACUAGAAGAAAUGGAAUGUGGCCACAAUAGUCAACCAUUUCUCCUCCUUCUUGCAGCACAAGGGAUUAUGCUAGAAACUGGGUAGAGGGGAUAAUCAGUGAAAUUGCUGACCCACUCCAUUUCUCUAGCACUAGCAGAACUUCAUUGCAUGUGAACAGAUGGAAGUGAUAUUUCCAAUGCAUAAUAUCUCAUGCCAUUGUUAUAAUUAAUUCAAAAGGAGGCAAUUGGAGAGAAUAUUUAAGGAGAUGGGUGAUUUUUCCAUUUGCAUCUUGCCUCUGUUGUCAGAUCCAUCCAUUUUUUCUACUAAGUUGCCGAUGUAGAAAAAUGACCACAAUGUUAUCUCGUUUUUGUAGGUGGAUUAAAUUUUUUCCAGAUCUCAUGAGGCUGCAUUUGGGGUUACUUGAGGCAAAGCACUAAACUGUGAUGGGGACAAGUGGAUGCAAGCUCUUGAAUUAUUUUUGAAAAAUACAUUUUACUUAUGUCCUCUUUUGCAUGGGACAAGAGAAAGAGUAAAGGCUUU
This is a messenger RNA of Anolis sagrei ordinatus, 2963 nucleotides long. It is a transcript of the gene IPMK, whose product is annotated as inositol polyphosphate multikinase. Gene Ontology annotation, cellular component: cytoplasm; nucleus. Gene Ontology annotation, molecular function: inositol tetrakisphosphate kinase activity; inositol-1,4,5-trisphosphate 3-kinase activity. Gene Ontology annotation, biological process: inositol phosphate biosynthetic process. The record is from RefSeq and is a predicted model, not a curated record. Lineage: Eukaryota; Metazoa; Chordata; Lepidosauria; Squamata; Anolidae.